Pseudopipra pipra is the source of this 2683-nucleotide messenger RNA. RefSeq names its product follicle stimulating hormone receptor (gene FSHR). The record is from RefSeq and is a predicted model, not a curated record. The transcript is spliced from 12 exons. Gene Ontology annotation, cellular component: plasma membrane. Gene Ontology annotation, molecular function: G protein-coupled peptide receptor activity; follicle-stimulating hormone receptor activity. Gene Ontology annotation, biological process: adenylate cyclase-activating G protein-coupled receptor signaling pathway; follicle-stimulating hormone signaling pathway; hormone-mediated signaling pathway. The coding region runs from base 1 to 2229 and encodes 742 amino acids. Lineage: Eukaryota; Metazoa; Chordata; Aves; Passeriformes; Pipridae.
AUGAAGGAGACGGGCACAGAUGUGAAGGCAGAGAUGUCUUCAGUCCUUGCCUGUUUGCUGUUUUUCCUGGCGGGCUGCUUGGGAUGCCAGCACCACGCCUGUCACUGCAUGGGAAGGGUCUUCAUCUGUGAGGAAAGCAAGGUGGUCCAUGUUCCCCGGGACAUCCCUGCCAACAUCACCGAACUGAGAUUUGUCCUCACCAAGAUGAGAGUCAUUCCAAAAGGAGCUUUUGCAGGACUUCUUGACCUAGAGAAAAUAGAGAUCUCACAGAAUGAUGCCUUGGAGGUCAUAGAAGCAAAUGCGUUUUCCAACCUUCCCAAACUACAUGAAAUAAGAAUUGAGAAAGCCAACAACCUUGUGUACAUUGAUGCAGAUGCCUUCCAACACCUUCCAAGCCUCAGAUAUUUGUUAAUAUCAAAUACUGGCCUUCGGUUUUUACCUGCUGUCCAUAAGGUUCAGUCUUUACAGAAAGUUUUGCUAGAUAUUCAAGACAAUAUCAAUAUACGAGUAAUUGAAAGAAACUCAUUCAUGGGCCUGAGUUCUGAAAGCGUGAUUCUGCACUGGAACAGCUGUGUUCAUCUGCCUGUCAUGGUCAAAAGAGUAAUCCUUUCGGCCAGACUCUUAACCGAUUUUCAUGCUGACCUUAGUUCACCACCUCAGACCUUAGAUAAAUGGCUAAAUAAAAAUGGAAUUCGGGAAAUUGAGAAUCAUGCAUUUAACGGAACAUAUCUGGAUGAGCUAAAUCUAAGUGAUAAUCACAACCUAGAAAAAUUGCCAAAUGAGGUCUUCCAGGGAGCCAAUGGACCUGUUGUUUUGGAUAUUUCAAGCACGAAAAUCAGUUUCCUGCCAAGUCAUGGAUUAGAACUCAUUAAGAAGCUAAGAGCAAGAUCUACACACAAUUUAAAAAAGCUUCCUGAUCUAAGCAAAUUUAGAUCUUUAAUUGAAGCAAAUUUCACGUAUCCUAGCCAUUGCUGUGCAUUUACAAACUGGAAAAGACAAAACACCGAAUUACAUCCGAUAUGUAUCAUGUCUCAGGCCAAGAAAGACCUUAUGGAGCAGCCUGGUGAAAAGCUACAGAUACAAUCCGCAGCUGAAGAUUAUAUUUCAAGCUACGGCAUAGGAUUUGAUCCAGCAGAGCAUGACUUUGACUACGGUUUAUGCAAUGAAGUAGUUAACGUAGCUUGCUCACCAAAACCUGAUGCUUUCAAUCCAUGUGAAGAUAUCAUGGGAUAUAACAUUCUAAGAGUCCUGAUAUGGUUUAUCAGCAUUUUAGCUAUCACUGGGAACAUUGUUGUUCUCAUUAUUUUAAUAAGCAGCCAAUACAAGCUCACUGUACCUCGCUUCCUGAUGUGCAAUCUUGCAUUUGCAGACCUGUGCAUAGGCAUCUAUCUGUUGUUUAUUGCAUCUGUGGAUAUCCAGACCAAAAGCCAGUAUUACAACUAUGCCAUAGACUGGCAAACUGGGGCAGGAUGCAAUACUGCAGGAUUUUUCACUGUGUUUGCGAGUGAACUCUCAGUCUACACACUGACUGUGAUUACCCUGGAGAGGUGGCACACCAUCACCUAUGCCAUGCAGCUGCACCGCAAGGUUCGAUUGCGUCACGCUGUGAUUAUAAUGGUUUUUGGCUGGCUGUUUGCUUUCACAGUAGCACUUCUUCCCAUAUUUGGAGUCAGCAGCUACAUGAAGGUCAGUAUCUGUUUGCCCAUGGAUAUAGAAACACCAUUUUCUCAGGCUUAUGUUGUAUGUCUUUUAGUGUUGAAUGUGCUCGCAUUUGUGAUUAUAUGUGUGUGCUACAUCUGCAUCUACUCCACUGUGAGGAACCCCAAUGUGAUCUCUUCCAACAGUGACACCAAGAUUGCCAAGCGCAUGGCCAUACUCAUCUUCACAGACUUCCUCUGCAUGGCACCCAUAUCCUUUUUUGCAAUAUCAGCCUCACUCAAGGUUCCUCUCAUCACAGUGUCCAAAUCCAAGAUCCUUCUGGUUUUGUUUUACCCCAUCAACUCCUGUGCUAACCCUUUCCUCUACGCCAUUUUCACCAAGACUUUCCGCAGGGAUUUCUUCAUUCUGUUGAGCAAGUUUGGUUGCUGUGAAAUGCAAGCCCAGAUUUACAGAACAGAGACCUCCUCAUCUGCUCCUAAUUUCCACACAAGAAAUGGUCAUUGCCCUGCUGCGUCAAAAAACAGUGAUGGCCCCAUUUAUUCAUUGGUUCCUCUGAAUCACUUGAACUGAAUCCCUUGCAUGGAUUUGUGUCUGAGGCAGCGUGAUAAUCACUUCCAACAGUGCAUUUGAAUAGUGACUUCAGCAUAGCAUGUAAAUUUAUGUUUUAUGAGGAAAGAAAAAAUUAAUUCCACUUUGCUAUUUUUGUUCAAUGAACAACCAUCAGAGAUGGCACAUCAUCUUUAUCAGCUCUUGAAGACCAAAAUGCCAAAGUCUUCUCAUAGAAUUACCUUAAGAAAGAAAUUACAUCAUAAACCAGUAUCUCCCACCAUGUAGACAGAGAUUCCCUUCAUUCUAGGAAGAUGUUAGCUGCUUAUUGAGAAUUAAGUAGUGUUUAUAUACAAUUGAAAGAAAAAAAUAUGUAGAAAUGAUUUCUUUUCAUGUGAAGUGUGUUAUAACAAUGACAAAUAAUUAGGUUUUUUUCAUUAAUUGUACUUCCUGGGCUUGCAGGAGACAGAAGGCCUAC